Molecule: messenger RNA, 2588 nt
Organism: Brassica rapa (field mustard)
Lineage: Eukaryota; Viridiplantae; Streptophyta; Magnoliopsida; Brassicales; Brassicaceae
Product: mitogen-activated protein kinase homolog NTF4-like
Biological process (GO): protein phosphorylation
Molecular function (GO): MAP kinase activity; ATP binding
Source: RefSeq, a predicted model, not a curated record
UUGGAUUUAAUAAAUUUAUUUAUGUGUUUACACCAAUUUAAUUGUAUAUGUAAUAGUUACUGACAUUUUCAUUAUUCAAUAUAUAUUUAUUAUUUCAUAAGUAUGUAAAAAACUUGUAGUACAUAAAAAUAAUAUAUAUAUUUAUAUAAUGUUCAUUCCGUGCAAGACGCGGAUCUUAAGGUAAUUUGAAAAACUACAAUUUUCUGCAAACUACAAAGAAGUCUAUAGGGUGAUGAAUUAACAAUUGUUGAACAGUUUUUAUGUAGCUAAAUAUUUAUUCAAAAUUUGUAGACAUCAUUUGUUAGUAGAAACACAAACAAAACAAACAAUUAAACUUAAGCACAAGAAACAAAAAAAGCACUGAUAUAAUUUCAGACUAAAUUAUAUUUUCUAAGAUAUAUAUGUGAUAUAAAAACGUGUAAAGCCUUUUUGAUUGUAUAUUAUAGAAAAACUGAAUGAUAAUUUUGAAAAUUUAUUUAUGAUUGUUUAUCAAUAAUCAAAAUGAUAUAGAAUUUAUGUUGAUAUAUAUUGAAGAACUAAAGUAAAGCUAAGAGUUUAUAAAGAAAAUGAAUUAACAACAACAUUGCUGUAUAAUAAUUAAAUAAAUAUGUAAAGAUAUUAAAAUUUAUCAAAACUUAUAUUUUUAGAUAUAUUUUAAAACACAUUUAUUGUUACAUGAGCAUAUUAUUAUGUGUAUUAUUUUACUGGACAUUCACAUGAUUAACAUACCUAAAAUACCUUCAAGAAUAUGUAAGAAAAAAUGGAUCGGUAGCAUUCUAUAAAUAAGAGCUACUUAAAAUAGUGAAAAUUAAUAAAACUCAAUACUUCUAAAUAUUUUUUUAUAGAUAUCUAUUUAUCACCCCCACUACAUAUAAUGUAAUACAAAUAAACCUAUUAGAGUGAGCCACGAGACACUAAACCUAUUAGCUUUAGACACGUAGAUUUCUGGAUAUGCCUUAAUUAUCUAAAAUUGACAGAUGACAAAAAUAUGUGUAUUGACAUCAGGAUUGCUAUACAUCAAAAAAGUAACUUGUAAAUAUUAGAUUUUACCAAAACUUUUUACAUGGUGUUUGGUGAGUUAGACAUCCAUGCUUACUCAGUCACUAUAUAUGUUUCCUUCUCUCAUACCAUCAACCCAACAAAAAGAACACAAAUACCUUACCACCCAAACUGAAAGAAUUUGAGUAGUCAUGGAACCAACCAAUGAUGCUCAUGAGAUGGUGGAAACUAACGCUAGAGCUACCACUGACGCUCAGCUGUAUCCGCCACCCGAAGUGCUAGCCGUUGAUGAGAAUAUUACUGCGAAUCCAAGCCAUGACGGGAGAUACAUACAAUACAACAUACGUGAUAAUAUCAUCGAACUCACUGCAAAGUAUAAGCCACCAAUCAUGCCUAUUGGCAGAGGUGCUUAUGGCUUCGUUUGUUCAGCUACAAACUGGGAGACCAAUGAAAAGGUGGCAAUAAAGAAGAUUGAUCAGGCAUUUGAAAACAAAAUCAAGGCAAAGAGAACGUUACGUGAAAUCAAGCUUCUUCGUCACUUCAAGCAUGAAAAUAUUAUUGGAAUCAAAGACCUUAUAUUGCCUCCUCAGAGAGAUGCUUUUGAAGAUGUAUACAUUGCAUUUGAGUUGAUGGAGACGGACCUUCAUAACAUCAUAACAUCUGGUCAAGAGCUAGAGCCACUUCAUUACGAGGUUUUCUUGUACCAAAUUCUGUGUGGAUUAAAGUACAUUCACUCAGCCAAUGUGUUACAUAGAGAUUUAAAACCAAGCAACCUCCUCGUGAAUGGGAACUGUAAACUAAAGAUCUGUGAUUUUGGACUUGCUCGUGGUACUUCGGAGCAUAAUGCAAUGACUGAGUAUGUUGUCACAAGGUGGUACCGUGCACCUGAGCUUCUCCUAAACUCAUCUGCUUACACCUCAGCUAUAGAUAUAUGGUCUGUUGGCUGUAUCUUCUUGGAGUUGCUGACUCGCAAAACGGUCUUCCGCGGUAGAGAUACUGUUCAUCAGCUUCGUUUGAUCUUGGAGCUCCUAGGCUCUCCAUCAGAAGAAGAACUUGGAUCAUUGAGUGAAAAUGCUAAGCUAUACUUAAGGCAGCUUCCUAAUCAUGAUCGCCAAUCAUUCUUUGUGGUAUUCCCAAACGUGCCUUACCCUGCUCUUGACUUGAUAAUGAAGAUGCUAAAGUUUGACCCUAGACAAAGAAUCUCAGUUGAAGACGCGCUUGAUCAUCCAUAUCUGAGAGAGAUGCACGACUUCACUAAUGAACCAGUGUGCAUGACCCCAUUCAACUUCGAUUUAGAGGAACAGCCACUCACAGAGGAGGAGAUUAAGGAGUUAAUCUACCGUGAAGCCUUAGCUUUCAGCCCUUAACCAACAGGAGUUGAAAACGAACAUUGACUUUGUCUUGGAAGCAAUUCAUGAAAAAAUUAUCAUCAGUCUUCUCAACUCAUAAAAAUAUAAAAAAUAUUUCUAUGUAAUAAGAUAUUGUGCUAGAUAUCCUAAAUAAACCAUAUUUGGUAUUGUAAGAUUAUAUAAUAUUUACCUAAAUAAACUAGAGAAAGAAAAUAAUGAUUAUGUGGGAAUUAUUAUUAA